AUGGCGGAGUCCCUACUGGAUUAUGCCCCUCCCGAGUUCGCUCGCGUACUUGCGGGCGAACCGGUGCCACCGGCUGGAGGCGGAGAACCAGUACGCGCAGAAAUUGCGCGUACAUUCACGAUGGCCAAUUUUAUCGUGGCUGCUGUCGACUCGUACUCCGCCGACUGGACCGACUACACAAACGCUUCCAGCGCUCAUUAUCCAGCGACACCAUCGGUAUCUCUGGAGGCUGCAGACGCGCAUCUGCCAUCGUACAUCCGUGCAGAUCUCGAAGCGGAUCGGAUGAUCCCCGACGAGCGCUUGGCUGAAGCAGUUCGUGCCGCUUUGCCGUCCGUCGGAAACGUCUGUGCGCGUCCAUCGGCGUCCGUGCCCGAAAUGGGCGUCUGGACUUGCCCCGAAUGCGCGCAUACUAUCGACCCCAUGGAACUCACAAUCGGCGAGGCUGUUCUGAUCGCCAGCUACCUGGGUGUUGGUCCAGACUGUGGCGUCAGGGAGACGGAUCGGGAUGGUCUCAUUGAAUUGGACCGCGAUAAUCCCUGGCUGUUCAUGCGCUGCAUUGAUUGUCUGGCUUGGAGUCAUCUCGCCGAGCAUCUUGCCACCCAAUGUGUUACUUUCUGGUUCCCAAGCCCAGUAUCUGCUUAUCAGUCAGGUCCCGGGUUGUGGUGGGAUCAAGAACGGUUGCUCACGCGUGCGACUUGGCUCCCUCUGCGAACCGAGGUCGACGCGCUCGAGCGGACUGCACAAUACAAUUUCCGCAUGUGGAAGGUGAAGAAGAUGAUAGACGUUGCGGACAGGGGUCUUCACGCCGCACGCUUUCAGCUCACCCGCUGGCGUCGAGACGCCAUUGCAGCCCGUGAGACUCUGGUUCGAACGAUGUUCGGCGCGGGCCGAAGCAUCGUAGACACUGGUCUGGCGCUGGUACAUCUCGUGGAGCAGCAGGAAACAGAACCCGCGCGGCAACGUUUGCAAGAGGAUCGGGACACAUCUCGCUCGCUGAGGCGGACGUGGCUCCGUCAGAAGGAGCGGUGGGCUCGCAUGUACUUAGGCAAUUGA
Messenger RNA from Peniophora sp. CBMAI 1063, 1053 nucleotides. Lineage: Eukaryota; Fungi; Basidiomycota; Agaricomycetes; Russulales; Peniophoraceae. The record is from the annotation of a GenBank genome assembly.